UCGAGCGGCACACGACGUUUACAAAAAUAUCGCGUCGGACCAAAGUAAAUCAUACAAUAAUAUUGUAUAUUCUUAUUAUUCAGAUCUUAUUUAUUUCGGAUCCGCCGUUUCCGGCACAUCUCGUCGUCGUCGUCGGCGACCUGACUUGACCCAACCCACAGCACGCGGCCGUCGCCGUCGGUUCCCGAUUUAUACAGCCGCCGAUCGAGGAGCAGGGCUUUUUUUCCGUCCCAAAAAUCGCGCAUUAUUCCAUACGAUACUACAACCCCUUUUCGCUCACCGACGCCACACGCGCACGUUUGUACCGCGAUUUUCACAACUACUUCGAGUCGUCGCCGUCGUCGUCCGCACACACACCGGUGUUGUACGCAACAGGCUUUUGAUCCUCCGCCGCCGCCGCCUUAAUACACCAACGGCACGCAAACGGCGUACACGCGUGUACAUUUAACACCGUCCGUCUGACUACCGGAUAACCGCGAAAAAGGAUUAACCUAAGUGGCGGAAUGCAGAAUGUUUUAGGGAGGAUAGCGGCCGCAUUGGUUAUUUUAUGUCCAGUUAUUGUCUUUUCAAUACCGGAGUCUGCUAUUCAAGCGUCAUCAAUCAAAUCCAGUCAAACUGAACAAGAUAACUCGGACUACACCAGGUCUUUCGACGAAGAUCAAGAGGAGAAACGGGCAUGGCGAGAUUUGCAGACGGCUGGUUGGGGCAAACGUGGUUGGCAAAACUUAAAGACCACGUGGGGCAAACGGGCACAGGACUGGCAGAAUUUGCACUCGUCGUGGGGCAAGAGGCAGGGCUGGCAAAAGUUACACGGCGGAUGGGGAAAGCGCGGAUGGAAGGACAUGCAGUCCGGGGGCUGGGGAAAGAGGUUUAAGGAUCAGCCCGCCAGUGGUCAAUUGCCUCAGUUUGACGAGUACUUAGACAAAUACGAAGAUGAAAAUCCUAAUGAUGUAGAAAAACGAUCAUGGGACAAUUUCCAGGGAUCUUGGGGAAAAAGAGCAGCUGAUUGGACAAGCUUUAGAGGUUCGUGGGGGAAAAGAAAUCCCGUGGACUACAUGAACGAGUACUCAGGAUACGGAGACAGCGAUAAUUACAAAGCUUAUAUUUUUCCGCCAGGUUACAAUAGUUAUUUACCCAACUUCCAAACGGAAUACGAAAAAUGAGACGUCAAUUCUCAAUUUUUGAAAGUAUACUACCACGAAAAAAAUAUUAACUAUUAGCCCUAAACUUACAGACUAUAUUAUACUUAUAUCAGAUUGUGAAAUAAAAUUAAUAUAUGUACCUAUGCCUCCGUAAUAAUAUUAUUACAUUCAAGUAAUCAAUUAAAAAUAUUUUUGUGCAUUUA
Molecule: messenger RNA, 1345 nt
Organism: Myzus persicae (green peach aphid)
Lineage: Eukaryota; Metazoa; Arthropoda; Insecta; Hemiptera; Aphididae
Gene: Mip
Product: prothoracicostatic peptide
Exons: 6
Coding region: 504-1163 (219 amino acids)
Source: RefSeq, a predicted model, not a curated record